AUGACAUCACAUCACCCCACACACACAACAACAAAGAUGCCACAAUCCCCCAUGUUGGAAGCUGAGAAACACAAAUACAAGCAAUUCCGCCCGCCGGUGCUGCAGCUCAACGAUGAUACGCCAGAACGCCCUGGCUCGGCCGGAUCCAACUCCGUCGAGGCGCCCCUGCCAUCUCCCCGAGCGGCACUUAUCAGUGGUCUGAAAAACGCCACCGACCGGCGACAGCAGCAGAUGCAGCAGCAGCAGCAGUUGCAGCACAACUACACUGUGGGUCCUCAGGGCCAGCGGAUCUGGUCGCCGUUCCAGGAGUACCCCGGCAUCCAGCGGGUGGGCUCGCCGUCGAAAACAGGCGUGCCGUAUGGAGGAUACAGCGGAGCCGGCUACCCCGGCGGCUCCGGGUCAGGAUACAACUCGCCCAUCCGUGUGGGAUCGCCCCGCUCCCCAAUGUUUGAGGGCGCGUCGUUGGCGUCGCAAGACCCCAACAUGGACGGCCGCACGUCGCCGUCGCCCCAGAGCAUGUACGCCCACUUGCAGGCCAAGCAGCGGGAGUUGCAGGUGACGUCGCUUCUGAUUUCGCAGCAGCAGGAGCGGAUCCAGAUGGCGCUCAACGAGGCCAUCCAGGAGGGCCAGCAGCAGCCCGCACAACCCCAGGUCGCUGGAGCACCGGGCUCGGCGCCGGGGGGACACAAAUUCACACCCACCACGCUGCCGGCCCACCACUCGCAGCAUCAGUGGCUGCACGAGCAGCUGCUGGCGUCGCCUCUGGAUGAUUCUUACAGUCAUCAGCACGCUGGUCCACCUCAUGGGGGCCAUGGAUUCAAUGCUCCUAGCGGGUUGGGCUACGGGUUGGGUCCGGGUCGGCCCGCUUCUCCUUCACGGAUCCAGAGGCCAUCGUCGGCCAACUUUCUGGCCCAUCCCACGCCCGUCACGGCCCAAAAUAACCCCUACAUGCAGCACUCGUACUCUCAUUCGCAUUCCAAUAGUACCAGCAUGGUGGGGUUGGCUCCCGGCAGCCCCGUAGGCACCGCCGGAGCUUUGCAUGGAGGGCAUGCGAGUCAGCAUUCUCGAGGGACAGGCCCCGGAGGAUCGCCCGAGGGACCCGCUGGGUCGUCUUCGGUGGGCACCCCCGAAACGCCUUUCCGAAGAGGACACAGAAAGGCGUCUUCGCUGUCCACCAACGUAUUUACGUCUCCUAAUAAGGAUGGUCGACAGCCUCAGUCGCGGGAUGGCGAUCUUAUGUUUCCUGUGCGCCAGCCCUCGGGACCUCCACCCGUUGACGAACUUCACACCCGAGAUGUUAAUUUCGACCAAAGCAAGGUCGCCGAGAUUUUACGGACCUAG
Messenger RNA from Yarrowia lipolytica CLIB122, 1341 nucleotides. RefSeq lists its product as uncharacterized. The record is from RefSeq and is a predicted model, not a curated record. NCBI's taxonomy places the organism in Eukaryota, Fungi, Ascomycota, Dipodascomycetes, Dipodascales.